GACACCACAGUCGAGGACAGGCGGUCUCGCGUUUAACUUGUCCAUCAAUUCCAUGUCGCCGUUGGUCCUGUUAUUUCGUUACGGAGUUCUGGCCAUCACUUUCGCUAGCGGCUUCGGCGAUGAGCAUGAAUACAGAUUGACCAAGUAUCUUCUGGAUGGAUACGACGCCGGUGUUCGGCCGGCGAAAAAUUCUUCUCAGCCUUUGGCGGUCGUCUUUGGACUUUCCCUUCAUCACAUAAUCGAUGUCGACGAGAAGAACCAGAUACUCACGACGAAUUGUUGGGUCACGCAAUCCUGGACGGACCAUCAUUUGAAAUGGAACGCCUCGGAAUUCGCUGGAAUCCGGGUAAUUCGCGUGCCCUACAAUCGUAUUUGGAGACCAGACACGAUUCUGUACAACAACGCAGAUCCACAGUACAGUUCGGCGGUCAUCAAUACGAACGUGAUCGUCAGCCACACGGGAGAAGUGCUGUGGCUGAGUCACGGGAUCUUUCGUAGUAGCUGCGACAUCGACGUGGAGUUUUUCCCUUUCGACGAGCAACGAUGUCUACUGAAAUGGGCCUCGUGGACGUACGACGGAUACCAACUCGAGUUGGAGAAACAAAGCGAGCAAGGAGACGUGAGCAAUUACCAAGCUAACGGUGAAUUCGAUCUACUCGAUUUCUCCGCGAGAAGAAACGUCGAGUAUUACUCGUGCUGCCCGGAACCGUAUCCGGACAUCACCUACGAGAUCCGACUACGACGCCGUCCGAUGUUCUACGUUUUUAAUUUGAUCCUCCCUUGCAUACUUAUCAACGGUGUAGCUCUGUUGGUAUUCUACGUGCCCUCGGAAUCGGGGGAAAAAGUCACCCUCGGGAUUUCGGCUCUUCUCUCCAUGACGGUCUUCUUGAUGACCAUUCGCGAGACGCUUCCGCCCACGGAGAAAACACCGCUGAUAAGCCUUUAUUACGGUGUCAGUAUAUGCCUGGUAUCGUUCGCUUCGGGAUUAGCGGUGGUCACUUUGAAUCUUCACCAUCGAGGCGUUCGAGGAACCAGAGUGCCGGGUAUCGUUCGAUCUUUGGUCCUGAACAAACUCGCUCGAGUAGUUUUCCUCAAUUUCCAAGAGGAGAAAAGAUCGGAACCGGUCGAACCUCCGAGAAGAAAGAACAAUUGUCCGUUGCACUGUAAGCCGGAAGUGACGCAAUCGCAGUCGUCGCCUAAAUUCAUGUCCAGAAGGGACGAGAGCAACAGCAGCAGUCCAACUUUAGAUCUGGGAAAAGAGGGCAGUCUCGAGGCUCAAUGGUCCCGCGUUCUGGGAAGAGUGCAUGCGACGAUCGAAAGGAACGAGCAACGACUCGCUGACCAAGAUCAUCGGGAGAGAAUGGAAUUAGAUUGGAAACAGGUCGCGUUGGUAAGCGAUCGAGCUCUUCUCUGCGUUUUUUUCUUUACAACGAUCGUCAGUACCACUGUCAUUCUUUGUGGCUCACCACCGUCCACGAACACUGCCAGAGACGACUGAGAUGUCAACGCGUCGCGUCGUGCCCUGAUCAUAGGAAAAUACAAUUAAUUAAGAACACCGUCGAAUAAGAUCCAUGUUAUCCUCGGUAUUUCGUU
Colletes gigas is the source of this 1593-nucleotide messenger RNA. RefSeq names its product neuronal acetylcholine receptor subunit alpha-7-like. NCBI's taxonomy places the organism in Eukaryota, Metazoa, Arthropoda, Insecta, Hymenoptera, Colletidae. The transcript is spliced from 9 exons. The record is from RefSeq and is a predicted model, not a curated record. Gene Ontology annotation, cellular component: neuron projection; synapse; postsynaptic membrane. The coding region runs from base 53 to 1498 and encodes 481 amino acids. Gene Ontology annotation, biological process: signal transduction; chemical synaptic transmission; monoatomic ion transmembrane transport. Gene Ontology annotation, molecular function: transmembrane signaling receptor activity; acetylcholine-gated monoatomic cation-selective channel activity.